Messenger RNA from Homo sapiens (human), 5269 nucleotides. It is a transcript of the gene DVL3, whose product is annotated as dishevelled segment polarity protein 3. Lineage: Eukaryota; Metazoa; Chordata; Mammalia; Primates; Hominidae. Gene Ontology annotation, molecular function: protein-macromolecule adaptor activity; frizzled binding. The transcript has 15 exons. The coding region runs from base 260 to 2410 and encodes 716 amino acids. Gene Ontology annotation, biological process: Wnt signaling pathway, planar cell polarity pathway; Wnt signaling pathway; intracellular signal transduction. The record is from RefSeq and is marked reviewed. Gene Ontology annotation, cellular component: glutamatergic synapse; synapse; Wnt signalosome.
GGGCCGGGAGGGCCGCGGCCACCGGAAGAGUCGCGGUCGCCAGUCCAGUCGGGAGAGUGGGGAGCGGAAGCGGCGGCCGCGGCGGCGGCGGGCGGCGCUGGGACCCGGUAGCGGCCGGAGAACAAGGGAGCUGGCGCCGCCAGCAGCCGCCGAGCUGGGUUGAGCCGCUGGGCCGCGCCGCGCGCCGCCGCCGUCUGGGAGGCUCGGCCCGGCCGCCCGAGCAGGCCGCGCGCGGGCCGCCGGGCCCGAGGCCAGAGCCAUGGGCGAGACCAAGAUCAUCUACCACUUGGAUGGGCAGGAGACGCCGUACCUUGUGAAGCUGCCCCUGCCCGCCGAGCGCGUCACCUUGGCGGACUUUAAGGGCGUUUUGCAGCGACCCAGCUAUAAGUUCUUCUUCAAGUCUAUGGACGACGAUUUCGGAGUGGUGAAGGAGGAGAUCUCGGAUGACAAUGCCAAGCUACCAUGCUUCAAUGGCCGGGUGGUGUCCUGGCUGGUGUCAGCUGAGGGCUCACACCCAGACCCAGCCCCCUUCUGUGCUGAUAACCCAUCGGAGCUGCCACCACCUAUGGAGCGCACGGGAGGCAUCGGGGACUCCCGACCCCCAUCCUUCCACCCUCAUGCUGGUGGGGGCAGCCAGGAGAACCUGGACAAUGACACAGAGACGGACUCUUUGGUGUCUGCCCAGCGAGAGCGGCCACGCCGGAGGGAUGGCCCAGAGCAUGCAACCCGGCUAAAUGGAACUGCGAAGGGGGAACGGCGGCGAGAACCAGGGGGUUAUGAUAGCUCAUCCACCCUUAUGAGCAGUGAGCUGGAGACCACCAGCUUCUUUGACUCAGAUGAGGAUGACUCCACCAGCAGGUUCAGCAGCUCCACAGAACAGAGCAGUGCCUCACGCCUGAUGAGAAGACACAAGCGGCGGCGGCGGAAGCAGAAGGUUUCUCGGAUUGAGCGGUCCUCGUCCUUCAGCAGCAUCACGGACUCCACCAUGUCACUCAACAUCAUCACGGUCACUCUCAACAUGGAAAAAUAUAACUUCUUGGGCAUCUCCAUUGUGGGCCAAAGCAACGAGCGUGGUGACGGCGGCAUCUACAUUGGCUCUAUCAUGAAGGGUGGGGCCGUGGCUGCUGAUGGACGCAUCGAGCCAGGAGAUAUGUUGUUACAGGUAAACGAGAUCAACUUUGAGAACAUGAGUAAUGACGAUGCAGUCCGGGUACUGCGGGAGAUUGUGCACAAACCGGGGCCCAUCACCCUGACUGUAGCCAAGUGCUGGGACCCAAGUCCACGUGGUUGCUUCACAUUGCCCAGGAGCGAGCCCAUCCGGCCCAUUGACCCUGCGGCCUGGGUCUCCCACACUGCAGCCAUGACCGGCACCUUCCCUGCAUACGGCAUGAGCCCCUCCCUGAGCACCAUCACCUCCACCAGCUCCUCCAUCACCAGUUCCAUCCCUGACACAGAGCGCCUAGACGACUUCCACUUGUCCAUCCACAGUGACAUGGCUGCCAUCGUAAAAGCCAUGGCCUCCCCUGAAUCAGGGUUGGAGGUCCGUGACCGCAUGUGGCUCAAGAUUACCAUCCCUAAUGCUUUCAUCGGCUCAGAUGUGGUGGACUGGCUGUACCACAAUGUGGAAGGCUUCACGGACCGGAGGGAGGCCCGCAAGUAUGCCAGCAACCUGCUGAAAGCUGGCUUCAUCCGCCAUACCGUCAACAAGAUCACCUUCUCCGAGCAGUGCUACUACAUCUUCGGUGACCUCUGCGGCAACAUGGCCAACCUGUCUCUCCACGAUCACGAUGGCUCCAGUGGCGCCUCUGACCAGGACACACUGGCCCCUUUGCCGCACCCGGGGGCCGCCCCUUGGCCCAUGGCUUUCCCGUACCAGUACCCGCCACCCCCGCACCCAUACAACCCGCACCCGGGCUUCCCGGAGCUGGGCUACAGCUACGGCGGGGGCAGCGCCAGCAGUCAGCACAGCGAAGGCAGUCGGAGCAGUGGCUCCAACCGUAGCGGCAGCGAUCGGAGGAAGGAGAAGGACCCGAAGGCCGGGGACUCCAAGUCCGGGGGCAGCGGCAGCGAAUCGGACCACACCACACGCAGCAGCCUGCGGGGGCCGCGGGAGCGGGCGCCCAGCGAGCGCUCAGGGCCGGCGGCCAGCGAGCACAGCCACCGCAGCCACCAUUCCCUGGCCAGCAGCCUUCGCAGCCACCACACACACCCGAGCUACGGUCCUCCCGGAGUGCCCCCUCUCUACGGCCCCCCCAUGCUGAUGAUGCCCCCGCCGCCCGCGGCCAUGGGGCCCCCAGGAGCCCCUCCGGGCCGCGACCUGGCCUCAGUGCCCCCGGAACUGACCGCCAGCAGACAGUCCUUCCGCAUGGCCAUGGGAAACCCCAGUGAGUUCUUUGUGGAUGUGAUGUGAGCAGGGCCCCUCCCCCAGCUCCAUUCCGCUCCCACCCCAGCCGGCUGCGUUCCUCUCUCCAUCCGUCCGUCUUUUUUACUUUGUCUGGUACCUGAAAGGGAAAUAAAAGGAACUAAAUCCAGGUGCGCUAACUGCUCGCAGGGUGCUGCGAGGGUGGGGUGCACCUACCGAUUGGCUCUGCAGCCCCCUAACCUGCCUCUGGCCCCAGUUCGUUUCCUCUGCCCACUAAUCCCUGCGCAGGACUUCCCAGGACCCCUUUUGUCUCUGGGACCAGACUUGUUGGUGCUACCCCUUACUCCCCUCUGCAACCCCCAUUUUGGGAGUUGACCCCAGCAAUGACCUUGGUGGCACGCUCACUCCCUCAUUCUCUCGUUUCCCCUUUAGCUCCCUUUCACCAUUUAUUCAGCUACAUCAUCCCUCUAUUAACCCCACCCCAUCAGGCACGUGUGCAAACCUCUUGACUUUACCCCACAUUACUGAAACCAAAAUAUAUUUGCUUCAUCUGCCCCUACUAACCAUCCCCCUGCCUGCUGCCUCAGUCCUGCAACCUAAAGCUGUAGUCGCCUCCAAUAGCCAUCCAUGCCAUCCCUGCCUGUGCCUAGAUCAGAGGCCCAGAGGGCCCCCUCAGUUGCCUGAGCAGCUGGUGGCUUCCAGGGAGCAUCUCUGCUCUACCCCUGCCCCAUGCCUGCCCUGCGUGCUGGUUCCUUCAGACCCCUAACCCUACUAACCAGCAGGCUCAUCUCACCUCCAGGCCUGAAACAUUUCUUUUCUUUCUUUUUUCCUCCCCCAAUUUACCCUGGGCCUGGAGCAGCCAAGAAUUUCGGGCUGUUUGACUUUCUGUGAGCCCCCAGCGAGGGGAGGCCCAGCCUCCGAGGAGACCAGGAACCCUGCUUCAGCAGCCCCUCAGGGCUUCCCAAGGAUGUCCAGCCCCCACACCCACACGUUAACAUAAUGAGUCACUAGGCUUCUGGGGAGGGCCCAACUUCACCCAUGCAUGAGAGACUCUCCUCCUUUCCAGAGAGAAUCGGAUCGCACCACGUGUGGCAGCCUGCGGCGGGGGGAGGGGGGCCUCUUUAGCUCUCUUUAUCUUUCUCUCUCACUCAUGUAUGCAUACAUGCACAGAGAUGCAUACACAGGUGCCUAUGCAAGUUCAUUUAAGCCUCAGGGCUGGUCCCUGCCCAAAGGGCUGGACCCUCCUAAUCCUCUCCUAGGUUGUGGGGCUGGUCCCCUGACACCCUUCUCCCCUUCCUGGUAGACCUUAAACCUCGCACACAUGUCCCCAGCAUUUUCUCACCUGGAUAAAGCCCAUAAGCUGGGUCUCAGGCUGGGCUCAGCAAAGGACUCGCCUUGCAACCGACAGGCCAUUCCCACCCCCACACACAACCUCCCCUGUUUUCACAUUCACCAUGGCAUCCCAGAGCAAGGACACAGGAGCCCACAGGCCAGUUGAGGUUGGGCAAGGAGACUUCCAGGACUUCCAGACAGAGUACCAGGUUUUAUUUUUCACCUUAUUCUCUACUUUAAACAAAUCAUAACUUUCUCUUUAAGCCUCUGCUAUAAAUUCUCCUGGCUCUCCUGGGCUUCCAUAUUUUGGGGGCUGGGGUGUCAAAAGUGAGAUGAAGUUCUUAGCUCCAGGUUUUGGGGUAAACCAAGGUAGGAACAUUUUGGCAUUUAUUUCAAUUAACAAUACUUCCUUGGACGGGUGCGGUGGCUCACGUCUGUAAUCCCAGCACUUUGGGAGGCUGAGACAGGUGGAUCACUUGAGGUCGGGAGUUCGAGACCAGCCUGGCCAACAUAGCAAAACCCUGUCUCUACUAAAAAUACAAAAAUUAGAUGGGUGUUUUGGCACCUGCCUGUAAUCUCAGCUACUCAGGAGGCUGAGGCACAAGAAUCGCUUGAAUCCAGGAAGCAAGCGGAGGUUGCAGUGAGUUGAGAUCGCACUCCAGCCUGGGUGACAGAGUGAGAUUCUGUCUCAAAAGCAAACUAACAAAGAAAAACAAUACUUCCUGGGGUUUUGGUGUGCAGAGGGCUUUGUUGGAAGUGUGACUCAAUCUUGCCUGCCUUCUGGGAGCUCUAGAAUUGUUCCCAACCCAGUCCAUGGCUUCUAGCCACCACUACAGGGCUGUUUCAUGUACUUCUCUCUCUGACUCUGUCUUGUCCGACUCUCUUGAGAAUUUCUCAACGAUUGCUCAUGCCUGUCAGUAUCAGUGCUUCCAUCGUUCCAUCUUUGAUUCACUUCUCUUUCCUUUCUAUUUACUCCCAAAAUGGAGUCAUUCAUCCUGAUGUCCUCAAUUGCUGCUGAUAUGCUGGUGAUUCCCAAAUACAUAGCUCCAACCCCCAACUUCCCCCAGACUUUAGAUCUGUAUUGGUAUUACCUACUGGACAUCUCUAUGGACAGUUCCGUAUAGACUCAACUCAUCUGCCCAACCAAGUAUGUUCCUCCUGAAUUCCUCUCCUGGUUACUUCAUCACAAUCUACAUAGGCUCACCAGCUAGAAACAUUUAUGAGCUUACAUUCCUUCUUCCCAUAUCUUAUCAGCAUAUCAUAUCCAUUUCACUCCAACACUCUGUCUUGAAUUUGGCCCUCCCUCUCCCCUCUCUACUUUAAUUCAUUGGAGCAUGGGAUUUGGAGUUAGGUGGUUUUGGGUUUGAAUUCCAGCUCUACUAUUUUUGGUUGUGUGAUAGAGUUAUUUAACCUCUCUGAGCCUCAGUUCCCUCGUAUGUAAAAUGAUGAUAAUAAUACCUACCUCACAGGGUUGUUGUGAGGAUUUAAAUUAGAUAUUGUACGAAAAGUGCCUAGCACAGUGCCUGGCACACAGUAGAGUAGGUGCUCAAUAAAUGGUAGCUAUUAUUAUUAUUA